AUGACACUCUAUCUUAUAGCGGACAUAGUUGAUGAAUUUACUACAGAAAAAUGUUCUAAUAAUAUGAAAUAUUUAUUUUUAAUGACAGCAAAUAUUAAAAUUUUAAAAGUUGAUAAUUUCAGUUCUUGUAAUAUAUUUUUAAAUAUUGAUAAAAUUACUCGCCAUAGUAUUUAUCAACAGUAUUUUAAUCAUAUCAAUGAAUUAAAUAUAACUGAAAUAAAUGACAAAAAUUAUCAAAAUUUAUCAAUUUAUAUGAAAUUUUUUCAAAAUAUUAAAAUAUUAAAAUUAUUAUUUUCAAGUAAAUUAAAAUCAACUAUGAUCUAUAUAUGUAUAAUACCUAUUCUACGUACAUCAUAUUUAACAUUAAAUUAUUUAGAAAAAGAAAUCGGUCAGAUGCCAAAAGAAAUAUUAGAACUUCAAGGUUAUGAUACGACAGUUAGUUUACCCCAAAAUAAUGAUGAUGUGUUUGCAAUAUUUAAUAAUGAUAUUAAAGAUUUGGAGGAGAUGAAAGAAUAA
This is a messenger RNA of Didymodactylos carnosus, 516 nucleotides long. Lineage: Eukaryota; Metazoa; Rotifera; Eurotatoria; Philodinida; Philodinidae. The record is from the annotation of a GenBank genome assembly.